GCAGCUACUGCAGCGCCGCCCAGCGGCAUGGUAUGGUAUGGCUGGUGGAGCUACGGUUGCCAUGGUGAAGUGUCAGCGGCUGAGCUGGAGCGACCGUCAAGGCGUAGGCUGAAAACGGUAUCUUAACGACACUGCGCGUUUAAUUAAAAGCACAAUGACACGCAGUACUGAUUACAAGCAGAGGACGCAGCAAAGACAAUGAGACGACUGGGGAAAUGAUUGUGUGAUAAGUGACAACAUGGAAUCUGAACUCGCUUCUGACCUGUACCAUGAUAACCGAGACGUGGAUCUCAGUCGUCAGUCUUUCCGGAGUUCAAGGAAAGACUCUCCAGUGUCAUCCUUGCGACAACACAAAACGAACCAUCAGGACAAGAAUCAGGAUGAAGUCAAAAAAGACAACAAUGUUGAAAGUAGAUCAAAGACUCGUACCCGGAGAUCAGAUCCCGAUCGGGACCACGUAUCUGAUGGCGAGGGACAGCAAAGUAGUGGAUCUUUUUAUUCAGAGGACUAUGAGAAUGACUCUCCAGACCGCUCACUCUCGCCAUAUUCACAUUCCCAAACUCCAUCCCCUACUCCUCUAAGAGAGGCCCGGAAAAAGAGAAGUUCUAGCAGUUCUCUUUAUAAGACAGGUGGUGUGAGUCGGCGGGGUAUGUCCCGCCCACAGCGUCCAGGUGGCCAACGACUGACACAGCAGCAUCGCAGAGGAGUACAGUCACAAAGCAAAGACUCCACACCAGCUAAAGACCUGGACCUAGUGACUAAGCGGAUGCUUUCCGUCCGCCUGCUUAAGAUCAACGAGCUUCGGAAUUCUCUUGCUGAACUGCAACAGCGCACUGAUGAGCUGCAGAAGGAAAAUCGAAUUCUCAGACAGCUUCAGGUGCGUCAAGAGAAAGCCCUGCAGCGAUAUGAUGACACAGAAAGUGAGAUUUCCCAGCUGCUGUCGCGCCACAACAAUGAGACCCAUGUGCUGCGUGAACGACUCAGGCGCAGUCAGGAGCGGGAGCGGGCAGCUGAACGGCGUUUAAAAGACAGCGAGGAGCAGCUGCAGAGAAGUCAGGCAACCAUCACCCGGUUAAAGAAGCUGGUUGACCAGCGAGAGUUAGGAACUAGGGAUGAGCUAAACCGCAGACUGGAGGAAGAGAAGGCACGAGCCCAAGAGGCAGAGCACAAAAUUAAGGACCUGGAGCGUGGCAUGGAACUGAGCAACAGCAGCUACCAGCGACAGCUGGCUGCAGAAAAGAAGAAGACCAUCGGUUCCCAGGAGGAGAUCAGGGUCCUGCAGGAAGAGCUAGAAAGACUGGCCAAUAAACUGAAGGAAAAGGAGAGAGAACUAGAUACCAAGAACAUCUAUGCCAAUCGCAUAGUCAAAGGGUCACAAAGAAAAGAUACUGACAGCUACACAAAGAGAAAAGUAUCCAGUAGGAACAGUACCAAGGCAGUGCAGACUGAGGACAGGACGUCUAGUCUGGAUUUCCCCACACCUCCUCCUGCCAUCACUGAUGCCAACGAGUACAGUGAACAGCCAUCUGAUGAAUACCUGUCACUCAAAGAGCUUAACAAAGGGGACAUGAAGGCAGAAACCGAAGACAGGCGUCAAAACUGGGAACCGCAGAAAAUCAGAGAGAGAGAAAAAAGAGACAGGGAGAUUGAGGUAGUGAAGGAAAACAAGUUUGACAAAGACGAGAAACUGCAUCUGAAUGUACUUGAAGAGAAGCCAAAGAGACUUGGAGAUGGGUGGGAGAAAGAAAUGGGAGAAGAAUACAAGAGGAAAACGAGUUAUUUGAUUAAACAAAAGGAUGAAGAAAACAAAAAGAAACAUAAUCGCGUCCAGGAGGAGGUAGAGAGGUGGAACCAGGAAGCUCUGACCAAUCAGCAAGCAGCGGAGGAAGCCCGUCGUAAAAAAGAAAAGAUGCUGGCUAAGAUGCUCGAAAUAGACCGACAAAACCAGGGAGUCCAGGACUCCACGCAUGCUGAGUCAGCUCCUCCUGAGGCCAUUAGAAGCACUGGUGACCGUUUCUCUCCACGUCCCCCCGAGCAGAGGCAUCAUAACUCUCCCAUUUUCAACCUCACUGAAUCAGGGGAGUCAGACGCUUUGCGUAAUGGGGCAGGAAGCAGGGAAGGUGGAAGAAGGAGACCAGAAGGUGGAGCCAUUACCACAAUGGGAAGGAGGCUACUUCGCACUCAGACCUCCAGUGACGACUUGGCGUUUGGAAGCUACGCACCCUCUUUUGGAAAUCCAGCUUCACGAGGUUCCUCUGGUUUCCCUCCAACUCCGCCCAAAGAGAACAAAGAAUCUGCAUUAGAAGCAAUAGGUGUUUUAAGCCUAAGAGGGAUGGAGGCCGAGGUGGAAAAGGAGGCAGAAAAAGGUGGAAGCGACAGGAAGACAAACCUGAUGCAGCAGCUGUUUGGUGCCCUGGCCAAGCCUGCUAGCGACAGCAUGAACCCCUCCAGUAAAAUGGAGGUGCUCAGCAGUCCUCCAACUACAAAUGGACUACGUUCAAGAAGGGACGGACUGUUCGACUUGAACUCAGGCUCCUCCACUCCUCCUGCCUCCUCUCUAAGUACCCUACACGUAGCAGACAGCAGACCCGCCGUCCGGGCCAUCGCCUCGUUCGACGAUGACAUAGAGGAGCUGACUUUAUGACAGGAACUGAGACCACAGGUUGUCAGUCUCUCAAAAUAAGGUGACAAGUAAAAGCUGAUAUUUCACCUAACCUGUUAUUGUACAUGACAUGAUGUUGUUUUCGAUCAUUCAGUUCAGAUGAUUUUCACCCUGUGGUCGACUGGUUACAGGACUCUUCAGAAUUGUUUUAUGUUGUUUUUACGUUGCACUUUUAAAGCAUUGUUUUCUGACAGAAUGUGAGUCUCUGUUUAUUUGAUUCCUAUACCUCAUCCAGUGAACACAAACCAAUUAUUAAACUGAUGUUAGAUGUAAAUGACUUUUUUAUGCACUUCACAUUGUAGCAUUUUGCCAUAAGUUGUAUGAUAAUAGUUUUGGAAGUUUUAGUUGCUGGUUGGUUGGAGACCCUGUGAAUUUGUGCAUGUAUUUAUGAACAAAAUAUUCUUUAAGUGAACCUGAGUCCAUUCCAAAACAAGGUACAUGUAAUGGAUUUGACAGUCUUUGGUGACAACUGACUUAGUUUUGAUUUGUUCUAAAAGCGUUAUGAAAAUAGUGCACUGUUAAUAAUAGUGCUUCUAAUUCCAUUCUUGUAGUAAAAUGUCACAUAGUUAUUGCCAUGUUAAUAUUAUCUUCCAUAACCUCCGUAAUACUAUGUUCAGAGUGGCAAUUUUGCUAUUUAAGAAGAAAGUCAUAAAGCUGUUAAUGAGAGGACGGACAGAAACCCAGCUGCACUUAUGCUUCUCUCUUUGCAGUAGCUGCCACGGUUUAUCAAUAUUGAACUAAAUAGAUAAAAUGUUCAUUUUAAUUUCUUUUUAAUUGUUUGUAUUUGUUCAACUCGUUUAAUGUUUGAUUUUUGACCCGGUUUUGUAUUUGUUCUUUCACAAUUUCUUAGUCCCUUGAGGUAAAUGUUUUAAUAUGAAACGUUUUGUGGUAAAUAAAUCAGCUUUAAUGUU
This is a messenger RNA of Betta splendens (Siamese fighting fish), 3573 nucleotides long. RefSeq names its product lebercilin LCA5 (gene lca5). Bases 239 to 2644 code for a protein of 801 amino acids. NCBI's taxonomy places the organism in Eukaryota, Metazoa, Chordata, Actinopteri, Anabantiformes, Osphronemidae. The record is from RefSeq and is a predicted model, not a curated record. The transcript is spliced from 10 exons. Gene Ontology annotation, cellular component: axoneme. Gene Ontology annotation, biological process: intraciliary transport.